ACACUUGUAGUUCGUGUUUUUACGGCUGGAGACUGACAGUAGUUUACUUGACCCAUCAUGGCGACUGUUUUACUUUUAAGUGAGGUUAAUUUAAAAUUGUUCCAAAUUUAUUUAAAGUCUUCAAUAAAUACACGAAAUUUCAGUUUAUUAACGACAAAACGCAAUGUUCUUGCCACGCAAAUACCAGCGAUUUACCACCAACAGAGGUCGACAACCUCACAUAAUGAGAAGGAAACCCCAGCGAAAGUGAGUGCUGCGGUAUUGUCACUUGUUUUAAAUAAAGGCCCUGCCAGUUUACCAACUAGCCAACCAGCCAGAGGAUGUUUUCAUCCAGGCGCAUCAGCCCUAUCCAGAGACACCAUUUCAUUCAAUGGUGGAGAGCCUGUAACUGGCAUGCAAAUGAUUGGUGCCAUGUUACAGUAUAUUUGGCCAAAAGACAACAAAGAGAUCAGAGAUAAAGUUAAAUUAGCUGUGGGUUUACUGAUAGGAGCAAAAUUGAUCAAUGUCUGUGUUCCAUUCAUAUUCAAGUAUUCUAUUGAUUAUCUAAAUCUGCAUACCGGAUCUGUUUUAAAUAUGGGUUCUGCUCCAGAAACAGUCGCCACGGUGGCUACAAGUAUUCUACUUGGAUAUGGCAUAGCUAGAGCAGGUGCGCUUGGAUUUAACGAACUCAGGAAUGCAGUUUUUGCCGGAGUGGCUCAACAUUCCAUAAGAAAGAUUGCUAAAAACGUCUUCCUGCAUUUGCACAAUUUAGACCUGUCCUUCCACUUAAGUCGUCAAACUGGUGCGCUGUCUAAAACCAUCGAUCGAGGCUCAAGGGGUAUCAACUUCGUACUAACAGCCAUGGUUUUCAAUGUUGUACCCACUAUAUUUGAACUCGCACUGGUUUCUAGCAUACUUGGGAUAAAAUGCGGUGCGGCAUUUGCAGGUAUAUCCCUUGGAUGUGUGGGAGUUUAUGCAGCAUUCACAUUAGCAGUAACGCAAUGGAGAACACAAUUUCGUAUCUUUAUGAACAAAGCGGAAAAUGAGGCUGGCAACAAAGCUAUUGAUUCGCUAAUUAACUAUGAGACAGUCAAGUAUUUCAAUAAUGAGAGAUACGAAGCCAACAGAUAUGAUGAAGCUUUGAAAAAGUAUCAAGAUGCGAGCUUAAAAACUAGUACCAGCUUGGCAUUGUUGAAUUUUGGACAGAAUGCAAUUUUCAGUGCUGCUUUGAGUGGAAUUAUGAUUUUAGCUGCUAAUGAAAUAUUGAAAGGUAACUUGACUGUAGGAGAUCUAGUUAUGGUGAAUGGUCUUCUCUUCCAACUAUCAAUACCGUUAGGUUUUCUCGGUAGUGUUUAUCGAGAAGUAAGACAGGCGCUUAUAGAUAUGCAAACCAUGUUUACUUUGAUGUCGAUGGAUACUCAAAUAAAAAAUAAGCCACAAGCGCCAUAUCUGUAUGUUGACACCAAAUCGUCUAAAAUUGAAUUUGAGAAUGUGAGCUUUGAUUACGGACCCGGCAAAUCAAUUUUAAACGGCCUUAAUCUAACAAUCGAACCCGGCAAAAAAAUUGCUAUUGUAGGAGGCUCAGGUUCAGGUAAAACCACUCUGGUUCGUCUUUUGUACCGAUUUUUCGAACCAUCUACUGGACGGAUUUUGAUUGGCGGUCAGGACAUCAAAGAUGUUGAUUUGGAGAGUUUACGCAAGUCAAUUUCAAUCGUUCCUCAAGAUUCGGUGUUGUUCCACGACACUAUCUUGCAUAACUUGAGAUAUGGAGACCUGAAUGCCAGUGAGGAAGAAGUUAUUCAAGCUGCUAAAAUGGCAGAAAUCCACGAUUCUAUCGUUAGAUGGCCGAAAGGAUAUUACACUCAGGUGGGAGAAAGGGGGCUUAAAUUAUCCGGAGGGGAAAAGCAAAGAGUGGCUAUAGCCCGAGCUAUAUUGAAGAAUUCCCCCAUUCUAAUUUUCGACGAAGCAACUAGCUCGCUAGAUUCCAUAACCGAACAUAUUAACAAAUAAUUGUUUGUGGUUAAUUUUUAUUGUUAAUAUUGUAACUUUCACUUGAAUAUCAGAAAUGCGGCUAUUUAUUAGGUAAUAGUUUAUUGGUUAUUUAGAUGAUCUCCCCUGCUAUUAAUACGUUACGUUUAUUUAACACAUUCAAAGAUAAUUUGUUAAUUGUUCUAUUUUUACUCUGGGUUUUAAAUUUAGAUUUCUUCUCAUGCAGUUUAAGGUACAUUAACGUUUUUUUUUUACAAGCAGCUGAUUUGAUAAUUACUUAAAUAUAUUUAAUAUAUGGCAGGAACGAAUACAACUAUAUUUGAUCAACUAAUAGGGUUAACAAAACCAUUUGAAAGCACUUAUAAAACACAAAUAAAAUAUGUUUAUUAAAAACAGCGACACUGCUAAUCAUUUCCAUAUAUUUAUUUAGCUGGCAAGCCAAAUUAAAUAUUUUACUUUAAAAAAGUAGUUGUAUUAUUUGUCAUGAAGACGUGCAAGUUUUAUUUUAAUUUUAAUCACUCGUGUGAUUGAGAAAUCAACGUGUUUUUUGGUUAUUUACUUGAACAUUAUAGCGAAGUUUCUUUGCUACUAAUUUAAAACUACUCUAAAAUGUCCUAUAUCUAUAAGUCGAGUUCGAUAUACUCUAAAAUAUAUCUAACUGGUUAUAUUAUACCAAAAUUUUUAUUGUUUAUCAACUUUAAGUGUUUUGUUAAACAAAUAUUUUAUUUAUUAGUAAUAAUAUAAUAUUUCGUUUUUAAACGAACUAUUUUUUUAGAGUAUAUUUUAUUUUUAAGGUCAACUAUGUACAGAAAAUUGACCAAGCCUUGAACUAAUUAAAUAUUUUAGGGCAAUAAUAAAUUGUACACCUUGUA
Molecule: messenger RNA, 2840 nt
Organism: Dendroctonus ponderosae (mountain pine beetle)
Lineage: Eukaryota; Metazoa; Arthropoda; Insecta; Coleoptera; Curculionidae
Gene: ABCB7
Product: iron-sulfur clusters transporter ABCB7, mitochondrial
Biological process (GO): intracellular iron ion homeostasis; transmembrane transport
Cellular component (GO): mitochondrial inner membrane
Molecular function (GO): ATP binding; ATP hydrolysis activity; ABC-type transporter activity
Source: RefSeq, a predicted model, not a curated record